Messenger RNA from Salvia splendens (bonfire salvia), 668 nucleotides. Its product is annotated as egg cell-secreted protein 1.1-like. Gene Ontology annotation, biological process: double fertilization forming a zygote and endosperm. Lineage: Eukaryota; Viridiplantae; Streptophyta; Magnoliopsida; Lamiales; Lamiaceae. The coding region runs from base 173 to 589 and encodes 138 amino acids. The transcript has a single exon. The record is from RefSeq and is a predicted model, not a curated record.
AGUUAGUGAACUAACUUAGAAUCCUUUCCUCUUCCCACUCAUUUACAUCUUUCGCCUAUUCCUUACACUCCUCAUAACUUUUGAAUCCCUAUAUAUAUAAAUCUUUCCGCUUGUGGCUUGCUUGUCCAACAACAAGUAUAUCUAUCUUCUCUACUCAUUUCAAAAAAACACAAUGGCUUUCAUAACGAAGCUCCUCGCAGUUCUCCUUGCCGCUCUGGUAGCAUCAUCCCUCGCGGCCUCGGCUAGAGGAGUGAAGUGGGGUUCGAGCCUAGCAGCACGCCUCAAGUUUGCAGAAGAGUGGCCUAGCACCUGCUGGGAAGCGUUAUCGGAGCUUCAAUCUUGCGGGGGAGAAGUGGUCAUGUUCUUCCUCAAUGGACAGACUGCGCUUGGAGCCAACUGCUGCAGCGCCAUAAGAGUGAUCGAGCAUCAGUGCUGGCCAUCGAUGCUCGGAACACUCGGCAUAACUACUCAAGAAGGUGACCUUCUCCGUGGCUACUGCGAUGCUGCCACCAAUGCCGACGGUGGCACCGCUCCUCCUCCUGCAUCCACCGUCGACCAAUGCUACAGUUUCCCACGCUUGCAACACUGAAUUGUAGUACUAUUCUCUAUAUAUUAUGGCACUUUACUAAUUAAGUGAUCAAUAACACUUUUUUGUCGUUCACAUCUAA